AUGGUCGCCGAGGAGGCCAACAAACAAGUCACGUCAGUGCGCUGCAGCUUCUGCGCCUUCUUUGGCCGAACUAAAGUUAAGGCCGGUCACGAGCACACAGGUGAAAAGCGUCAGCGUAGCUCUCCCAACGACACCAAUCUGCACCGGCACUUUAAAUUCGCGUCAAACUUGCUCACGUUCCGCGUAUCGGUUCCUAUCCUCUCCGCCAUCAUCUCCGACCUGUUCUUCCGGCUCGACGAGGUUCUCGCUGACUUUGACGACGACGGGGACGAGGAAGAUGGCGGCGCGGCCGCUACGAUUGCCAAGUAUGUUGCCGCCAAGGCCAAGCAGAAGAUGCUGGCGCUGAAGUUGUUCGUUAAGGACAAGGCGAACGUGGACGACUAUCUCGUCACUAUCAAGGUCACGAUGCUAUACGAGCUGAUCAUGGAUCAUGUCUUGGUGGGAAUGUCGUUUCGACAGGUGGCGUCCGCGAUGCAGCACACCAAGGAGCGCUGUGGCCUGUCCAAGCUGGGCGGCUGA
Molecule: messenger RNA, 519 nt
Organism: Peronospora matthiolae
Lineage: Eukaryota; Oomycota; Peronosporomycetes; Peronosporales; Peronosporaceae
Source: the annotation of a GenBank genome assembly